GAGCGAGGAGCCGAGGCAGCCGCGCCCGCCCGCCCCGCCCCUGGAUGCCGCUGUGCCCCGGCGCGGCCGCCACCGAUCGCAGCACAGGAGCCGCCGCCGCCGCCACGGUUGAUGUGGUUGGCCCGGGGCUGAGGAGGCCGCUAAGAUGCCGCAGUCCAAGUCCCGGAAGAUCGCGAUCCUGGGCUACCGGUCUGUGGGGAAAUCCUCAUUGACGAUUCAGUUUGUUGAAGGCCAAUUUGUUGAUUCCUACGAUCCAACCAUAGAAAACACUUUCACAAAAUUGAUCACAGUAAAUGGACAAGAAUAUCAUCUUCAACUUGUAGAUACAGCUGGGCAGGAUGAAUAUUCCAUCUUUCCUCAGACAUACUCCAUAGAUAUUAAUGGUUAUAUUCUUGUGUAUUCUGUUACAUCAAUCAAAAGCUUUGAAGUGAUCAAAGUUAUCCAUGGCAAACUGUUGGAUAUGGUGGGGAAAGUACAGAUACCUAUUAUGUUGGUUGGGAAUAAGAAAGACCUACAUAUGGAAAGGGUGAUCAGUUAUGAAGAAGGGAAGGCGUUAGCAGAAUCUUGGAAUGCAGCUUUUUUGGAAUCUUCUGCUAAAGAAAAUCAGACUGCUGUUGAUGUUUUUAGAAGGAUAAUUUUGGAGGCAGAAAAAAUUGAUGGGGCCGCUUCACAAGGAAAGUCUUCCUGCUCGGUGAUGUGAUUCUACUGCAGAACCUGAGGGCGCUGGGAACCUGGCCUGCCUGAGGAAGCAACCUGGCCAUUAUCCUUCAAGAUAAACUCUGCUUCAUUUCUCUUCUGUUAACCUGAAAGAUUUCAUUUGGGUCAGAGCUUCUCUCCCACCUCCUCCUUUCAGAUUAUGUUAAACUCUGACUCGGUCCAAAUGAGUUCACUUCCAUUUUCAAAUUUUGAGCAAUCAUAUUUUCAAUUUAUAUAUUGUAUUUCUUAAUAAUAUUAUGACCAAGAAUUUUAUUGCAUUAAUUUUUCAGUGUAGUUUGUUGUUUAAAAUAAUGUAAUCAUCCAAAUGAUACAUAUUGUUACACUACCAUUAACUAGGCUUCAAUAUAUCAGUGUUUAUUUCGUUGU
Messenger RNA from Mesoplodon densirostris (Blainville's beaked whale), 1083 nucleotides. It is a transcript of the gene RHEB, whose product is annotated as Ras homolog, mTORC1 binding. Gene Ontology annotation, cellular component: plasma membrane. The transcript has 8 exons. Lineage: Eukaryota; Metazoa; Chordata; Mammalia; Artiodactyla; Ziphiidae. The record is from RefSeq and is a predicted model, not a curated record. Gene Ontology annotation, biological process: small GTPase-mediated signal transduction. Gene Ontology annotation, molecular function: GTP binding; GDP binding; GTPase activity. Bases 146 to 700 code for a protein of 184 amino acids.